Saimiri boliviensis boliviensis (Bolivian squirrel monkey) is the source of this 1929-nucleotide messenger RNA. It is a transcript of the gene GABRB1, whose product is annotated as gamma-aminobutyric acid type A receptor subunit beta1. Gene Ontology annotation, molecular function: GABA-A receptor activity; extracellular ligand-gated monoatomic ion channel activity. NCBI's taxonomy places the organism in Eukaryota, Metazoa, Chordata, Mammalia, Primates, Cebidae. Gene Ontology annotation, biological process: monoatomic ion transmembrane transport. The record is from RefSeq and is a predicted model, not a curated record. Gene Ontology annotation, cellular component: membrane.
AUUCGGGAAUUACUGCCCAGCAGCCGACUAAGUUGCAUUCCUUGAAUCUUCGCAGAAAAGACAAUUCUUUAAUCAGAGUUAGUAAUGUGGACAGCACAAAAUCGAGAGAGUUUGGGGCUUCUUUCUUUCCCUGUGAUGAUUACCAUGGUCUGUUGUGCACACAGUGCCAAUGAACCCAGCAACAUGUCAUACGUGAAAGAGACAGUGGACAGAUUGCUCAAAGGAUAUGACAUUCGCUUGCGGCCGGACUUCGGAGGCCCCCCGGUGGACGUCGGGAUGCGGAUCGAUGUCGCCAGCAUAGACAUGGUCUCCGAAGUGAAUAUGGAUUAUACACUCACCAUGUAUUUCCAGCAGUCUUGGAAAGACAAAAGACUUUCUUAUUCUGGAAUCCCACUAAACCUCACCCUAGACAAUAGGGUAGCUGACCAACUGUGGGUACCAGACACCUACUUUCUGAAUGACAAGAAAUCAUUCGUGCAUGGGGUCACAGUGAAAAAUCGAAUGAUUCGACUGCAUCCUGAUGGAACAGUUCUCUAUGGACUCCGAAUCACAACUACAGCUGCCUGUAUGAUGGAUCUGCGAAGAUAUCCACUGGAUGAGCAGAACUGCACCCUGGAGAUUGAAAGUUAUGGCUAUACCACUGAUGACAUUGAGUUUUACUGGAAUGGAGGAGAGGGGGCAGUAACUGGUGUUAAUAAAAUUGAGCUUCCUCAGUUUUCUAUUGUUGACUACAAGAUGGUGUCUAAGAAGGUGGAGUUCACAACAGGAGCAUAUCCACGACUGUCACUAAGUUUUCGCCUAAAGAGAAACAUUGGUUACUUCAUUUUGCAAACCUACAUGCCUUCUACACUGAUUACAAUUCUGUCCUGGGUGUCUUUUUGGAUCAACUAUGAUGCAUCUGCAGCCAGAGUGGCACUAGGAAUCACAACAGUGCUUACAAUGACAACCAUCAGCACCCACCUCAGGGAGACCCUGCCAAAGAUACCUUAUGUCAAAGCGAUUGAUAUUUAUCUGAUGGGUUGCUUUGUGUUUGUGUUCCUGGCUCUGCUGGAGUAUGCCUUUGUAAAUUACAUCUUCUUUGGGAAGGGCCCUCAGAAAAAGGGAGCUGGCAAACAAGACCAGAGUGCCAAUGAGAAGAACAAACUGGAGAUGAAUAAAGUCCAGGUCGACGCCCACGGCAACAUUCUCCUCAGCACCCUGGAAAUCCGGAAUGAGACAGGUGGCUCUGAAGUGCUCACGAGCGUAAGCGACCCCAAGGCCACCAUGUACUCCUACGACAGCGCCAGCAUCCAGUACCGCAAGCCUCUGAGCAGCCGCGAAGCCUACGGGCGCGCCCUGGACCGGCACGGGGUGCCCAGCAAGGGGCGCAUCCGCAGGCGCGCCUCCCAGCUCAAAGUCAAAAUCCCCGACUUGACUGAUGUGAAUUCCAUAGACAAGUGGUCCCGAAUGUUUUUCCCCAUCACCUUUUCUCUUUUUAAUGUCGUUUAUUGGCUUUACUAUGUACACUGAGGUCUGUUCUAAUGGUUCCAUUUAGACUGCUUUCCUCUUCUAUUGUUUUUUAACCUUACAGGUCCCCAACAGGGAUACUGCUGUGUUUCUUGAGGUAAGAGAUUCAGCCAUCCAAUUGGUUUUAGAUCUUGCAUAUGUUUUAUUAUUGCACCAUGUUUACUUCAAAAAGACAAAAAAAAAUUAUUUUUUUCCAGUCUACUGUGGUCCAGGUUAUCAGCUCUUUAAGAGCUCUAUUAAUUGCCAUGUUUACAAACAAACACAAGAGAGAAGUUAGAUAGGUAGAUCUUUAGCAGUCUUUUCUAGUUGCCCCAGAUUUUACUGAUUUAUUUUUUAAGUGAAAAUGAAAAGAGGACCUUGCUGUCCACCUGCACUGCUUCCUGAUCAACUGUAACAAUCUUAUGUUGCCAAAAAAAAAAAAAA